UUCCUCUCGACUAACUUCCGACGUUGCUCGAGACAGUGCGAGGUCACACACGUUUUUCGGUCUUCUUACGGUGGUGUUACUCUCCCGAUCAAAAUGGCUAAGCGCACGAAGAAGGUUGGAAUCACCGGUAAAUAUGGCACCCGUUAUGGUGCCUCCCUUAGGAAAAUGGUAAAAAAGAUGGAAAUUACCCAACAUAGCAGAUAUACGUGUUCAUUUUGCGGCAAGGAAGCAAUGAAACGUAGCGUUGUUGGGAUUUGGUCGUGCAAACGAUGCAAGAGGACGGUUGCCGGUGGUGCGUGGGUAUAUUCCACAACGGCUGCCGCGUCAGUAAGAUCAGCAGUGCGUCGAUUACGUGAAGUUAAAGAACAAUAAGUGUAUGUAAUAAAUAUCUUUUCAAAAAUUUA
Messenger RNA from Pogonomyrmex barbatus (red harvester ant), 404 nucleotides. It is a transcript of the gene RpL37A, whose product is annotated as ribosomal protein L37A. Gene Ontology annotation, biological process: translation. Gene Ontology annotation, molecular function: structural constituent of ribosome. Gene Ontology annotation, cellular component: ribosome. The record is from RefSeq and is a predicted model, not a curated record. NCBI's taxonomy places the organism in Eukaryota, Metazoa, Arthropoda, Insecta, Hymenoptera, Formicidae.